This is a messenger RNA of Stylonychia lemnae, 3117 nucleotides long. The record is from the annotation of a GenBank genome assembly. NCBI's taxonomy places the organism in Eukaryota, Ciliophora, Spirotrichea, Sporadotrichida, Oxytrichidae.
AUGCUUUAAUCAAUGGAUGACAGAAUUGGAUAAACCUUAGAUAACAGUGCCACUCGAUAUACAUAAGCAGCUCUUGUAAAUUCGAAAAUGAAAACAUACAUGUCAAAUAGCAGGCUAAACAGUCAAGAAUCUAACAAUAGCAGUCUGAACAACAACAGAAGAUUAUCCAACAAAGUCUAUGGAUCUAGUUUAGGGGGUAAAAGAAGUAGUUUAUCCUUAAGUUAAAAAGGAUUGACUGUUAAUAAAAAGGUUUUGUAGUCUUAAGCUUCAAGCUCAAGCUAUCUCAAAUAGUUUUCACAAUAAUCUUCUUUCAGAAAUCACGAUAGCAAAUUUAGACAUGUUCAGAUUCUCAAAAAUAUUCUCAAUUAAGUUAAAAAGCAGAGAAGAAUGAAGAAAAAAGCAAAAAAACUUGAUAAAAGAAAGAACACUCUACUGAAAAGGACUGGAAAGAUGAGCAGCUAACUUACUAUGAAAAUCUCAUCAUUCACUCUUGAUAAUGACGAGUCAGAAGAAUCUGAAGAUGAGGAUAUUGAUAACUUAGAAUAUAGGAAUUAGCAGGAGAUGGCGAGUAAAUUAAUUUUCAUGCCUGAUUCUCAAUUCAAGACCGUAUUUGAUGUUAUAGUACUUUUACUAAUUUUCCAGCAAUCUAUAAUAAUCCCCAUUACAAUAUGCUUUGAGAUGGAUGAAAAUUUGAUAUCUAGGACAUCAUAGUUUGUUGUAGAUUUUCUAUCUUCAUUGCCCUACGACUUUGUAUUCGAUGAAAUCUCAUCAUCUUUGCAAAAUUAAAAUCUAGACAAAGUUAUGCAAAACGAUUCCUUUGAAUCAGCAUCUUCAAUGCUUAAACUCUUAAGAGUAUUGCGAUUUUUGAGAAUACUGAAAUUGCUUAGAGUGUUUAAAUUACAAAAGAUUAUGAUGGCAGUAGAAGAGUAUAUAGUGUCAGAUGAGAUUAUGUUUAUUUUAAGGUUUGCAAAGAUUAUGGUGACUAUAACUUUCUUUGCUCAUUGGAUGGCAUGCUUUUUCUGGGCAGUCGGAACUCAUCCAAAUUCGUGGAUUCUAAGUGCAUAACUUGAGGAUGAAGUGAUGAGUAAAUAAUAUGUCUUUUCUCUAUAUUGGGCUAUCCAGACAAUGUGUACAGUUGGCUAUGGGGAUAUCUCUCCAAGAAAUUCAAAUGAAUAACUUUUUGUUUUGGGAGCAAUGAUCUUGGCUGCUGCUAUAUAUGCUCUUACACUCAAUAAUGUUGCUAAGAUGAUUUAAAAGUACAAUAUUUUAGCAGCUCAGUACAGAUUGAAAAUGAUGUAUGUGAACUAAUUUAUGAAUUAAAAGGAUCUGCCAAAGGAUUUAAGAUUAAGAGUAUGGAGAUAUCUCCAAUAUGUUUGGGAAAUCAAAAAGCAGAUAAAGAUAGAGGAAGAAGAAGUAUUUGAGAUGUUAAAUUAAGAUUUAAGAGAAAGAAUUACAGUUUGCAUGAAUGGAUUUAUUUUGUAAACAAUACCCUUCUUUGAGAACUUUGAAAUGGAGUUUACAAGUGAAUUAACUUUUAAUCUUAGAAAGCAAACUUAUGCUCUUGAUGAUAACAUUUUUGUGAAAGAUGACUACUUUGGAGAGAUAGCAUUUUUUACUGAUGAAUAGAGAUGUACCACUAUGAAGUCUAGAGAUUUUACAGAGCUUUAUAUUAUCGAAAGAGAAAAUUUUCUUGAAUUGGCAGAGGAAUACGAUGAUGUUAUAAAGUUUUAUCAUGAAAUCAGACAUCAAAUUUUCACUAAGAAGGAUUAUAGCUUGCUAAAGUUAGAGUGUUACAUCUGCAGAAAGAUAGGCCAUAGGGCGAUUGAUUGUGUUAGUUUCGGACACAAGAGAGGAAAUUUAGUAUAAAUUUAUAACAGAAUAAAAGGUAGAAAACCAGACUAUAUGUCCACGUCAAUGAAAAAUCAGUAAUCAAGGUAUCAAAUAAAAAGUUUUUAAUAAUCUCCAAAGUAUAAAAAUACUAGAGCUUCUCGAGGCUCAUUAGUACUGAAUACUUCUAUAAAGGAGAGAAGAUCAUCAGAUCCAAUAGCUCAAUAUAAGAAGAAUUCAUCAAACCGACAUCGAUCUGUUUGUGUUGGAAGAAUGGAUCCUGUAUCUCCAUUAAAAGAAGAUUCAUUAGGAAAUCAUACAUCCUCUAGCAAAGGGCCACAAAAAAAUUACUCUACAAAUAAUGUGAUCAAGCUUAAUCAGAUCUUGGGUGAAGAUGAGUAAAUUUCUGAUCCAAUAUUCGAAAAUGACUUUCAAUUAAAUUUUUCCUCUGAUUCAUUUCAAUAAGAUAUGCCGAAACGAUUUUCGAAGGGUGAAUCAACUGCUAUCAGUGGAAUAUACAAUAGCUCUAAGAUAAGUGCAAGCACCAGCGCAGCUGGUGGGUCUCUUAAAGAUCUUAACAUUUUUCAAAGAAAAAGUUCUCCAACUAAUUAUAAGGAGAGAAAAAGAGAACAGAGGAAAAGUAUAAUGUACGAAAAUUUGAUUUUAAAGCUAAGAAAUGAUUAGAAGAUUGAAUCAGAAACCAUUAAGGAGGAAAGUGACUCAUUCGAGAGUAGUGUUUCAAUUGAAGAAGAUGAUGAUAAGUCUGGAAAUGAUAUAACCAACGACGAAUUCAAAUCAUAGUAUAAUUAAGAUUUUGAUAGACUAAUGCUUCCGUUUCAAUAAAACAUGAAAAACUAGGAAGAUAAUCCAUUUAAGAAUGGAACCUCAAGAAAGCCUACUUAUCUUGGUAAUAAUCUAGCAAUUGUGCCCGAAGAAUCAGAGUCAAUGUACUCUCACAAUUUCAUGAAUUUGUAAGCAUCAAAUGACUCAUCUAGCAGAUUUGCAAGAAACAGUGCCUAUAAUUUUGAUUAGAAUCCGAACGCUUAAGGACUGAUGAGUUCAAGGCAAAGGAUGCCCACAUUAAAGUCAAUAAACUCAAAUAAUCCAAAAUAAAGGAGAUAACAAUCUAAUGUGAGCCUUAUAGAGAAGUAAAACCUAAUGAUAUCUAUCAACUACAAAGAUUUUAUAGUUGGAGGCAGUUAGGGAAAUGAUACUGAAAUAAUAGAGAAUAAUAAAAGGAUUCAUCAUUACCCAACUGUUGUCUUUAAAGAUGUUGAUUAAUAAUCAUGA